AUGGAGAAAUUGUUCACCAAGUACGAGACAAAACUCAAGCUGAACCAUAUAAAGAACAGAAGCUGGGAGGAAGAGGAAACCUUUGUGAAAGUUGGAAAAGCAGUCUUCAAAGUUCCGAGGCGUCCAAAACAGGAAAGGACUUACCGCUGGAUCAUUGACCCUCCGACCGAGAAAGGAGAAGCCAAACGUUCAUAUUCUGUAAAGUACACUCCAAGACUCGGAAAGCGUCCAAAGAUUCCCGAGCAGAUGUAUAACAUGAAACGCUGUUUCCAAACUCGCCGGGACACUCGUAUUGCAUUGUCCGAUGCCACUUUCCAACCAGAGAAGAAAUUCGUUUUCAUCAACCAAGUGUACAUCAUCACCAAUGCUCCGGAACUGGCGGAAAAAGAUUUGAGACAAAUCGAAGAAUUCCGUUUGUUCUUCGAAAGUUGGGAUGAGGACUAUUACUCGGAAGAAGAAUGCCUCGAACUGAUGGAACAAGCGAUCAUCGGAAGAAUCGAAGUUUACCAAGAGAUGUACAAACAAUCAUCAAAUCUUCUUUAUUUGGCAAAGGCUGUUUUCCUUAAGUUCCUUGAUUUCGAUCGCUUGUCCGAUCUUCACAAGAUGUACUUGGUCAUGAGUGAGGAGUGUGAAUUCCCAAUGUGCUACGUGGAAGGUAUCCUCCGUAAUCACUACGAAUAA
This is a messenger RNA of Caenorhabditis remanei, 681 nucleotides long. RefSeq lists its product as uncharacterized. Lineage: Eukaryota; Metazoa; Nematoda; Chromadorea; Rhabditida; Rhabditidae. The transcript is spliced from 5 exons. The record is from RefSeq and is a predicted model, not a curated record. The coding region runs from base 1 to 681 and encodes 226 amino acids.